AGAGAGUAAAAGCUAGCAUAAGAUAGAUAGACAGACAAAGCGAAAGUUAGAUCUCCCACUUAUAGCUGCUGCAGAUAGAGUAGAGUAAACUAUCUGUAAAUAAAUAAAUUUCAUCACUAAAAAUUCUCAAAAGAAGUAGCAGAAUUAUGCAACAGUUGCCUGGCAAUUUUGCCCAUAAUUCAACAGCCUGUAUUCAGCAAGAAUUGGUUCCAGAAUCAGUGAAAAAUCCGACAUUUUUUUCUGGGUGUUAAAUAAUUCCAAACAUUGCCCAUGUUUAAAACUUCCAAUUUCAUGUUACUUCUCUUCAUUAUUUCUCCUGUUUCAUUUCUAUAUUUUGCUUCACAUUUGUAACAAAAUUAUACACCUUGUUUGGAUUUUGUAAGUUUCAAUAUGUGGGACUCUGAAACUGAGUCUCUUGGAGGAAGAGAGUCUGGUAAUGGAGCUCUUAUUCCAGCCAAACAUGGCCUUAAGACUGAUGGGUUUGAGCAAAGAGGCCAAUCAUGGUUUGUUUCAACUGACAUUCAAAGUGAUCUUCUGGUCCAAAUUGGUGAAGUUAACUUUCAUUUACACAAGUACCCUCUGAUUUCAAGGUGUGGAAGAUUGAGUAGAAUCAUAUAUGAUAGCCAUGAAAGAGAACCAAACAAGGUAACCUUGGAUGAUCUUCCUGGUGGACCCGAGUCAUUCGAGCUAGCAGCGAAAUUCUGCUAUGGCAUUGCGGUUGAUCUAACAGCGCCCAACAUCUCGGGCCUGAGAUGUACUGCAGAGUACUUAGAAAUGACAGAAGAUCUAGAAGAAGGAAACCUCAUAUUCAAAACUGAAGCCUUCUUAAGCUAUGUUGUCCUGUCUUCUUGGAGAGACUCCAUCAUUGUAUUAAAGAGUUGUGAGAGGCUCUCGCCUUGGGCAGAAAACCUACAAAUUGUUCGAAGGUGUAGCGAGUCUAUUGCUUGGAAGGCUUGUGCUAAUCCCAAAGGAAUUAGGUGGAACUACACAGGGAGACCUACAAAGGUUUCCAGCCCCAAAUGGAAUGAUCUCAAGGACUCGAGCCCUAGUAGGGCAGUCCAAGUGCCUCCAGAUUGGUGGUAUGAGGAUGUUUCGAUUCUAAGGAUCGAUCAUUUUGUUCGUGUGAUAACCGCCAUUAAGGUUAAAGGAAUGAGAUUCGAGUUAAUUGGUGCUUCAAUCGUGCAAUAUGCAUCAAAAUGGCUUCCUGGACUAAUUAGGGACGGUGGAGGUGGAAGUGGUGGUGGUGAGCCUACACUAGAAGAACUCACUAGUGUCUGCAGCAGCAAUGGGAAUAUUAGUCGAGAUAGCAGCAGCAGUGGCGGCAGUGGGAGCUGGAAAGGUGGGCUCCACAUGAUAGUCUCAGGGAACAAAGAUGAUCCUGAAACAAUAAAAGCAAAGGAUCAGAGAAUGAUCAUUGAGAGCCUGAUCAGUAUUAUUCCACCUCAAAAGGAUAGUGUUUCUUGCAGCUUCCUACUUAGGCUUCUAAGGAUGGCUAACAAGCUAAAGGUAGCCCCGGCGUUGGUUACUGAGCUUGAAAAGCGUGUUGGUAUGCAGUUCGAGCAGGCAACCUUGUCCGAUCUUCUUAUACCAUCUUAUGAUAAGAGUGAGACAACGUAUGAUGUAGAUUUAGUUCAGAGACUUCUUGAGCAUUUCUUAGUGCAAGAACAGACAGAGUGUGCAAGUAGUCCUAGCAGGCAAUACUUGGAUAAGAAUAUGUACGAGGAGAGUCAGAGAGGCGCGGUUUCCAGUGCUAAGAUGCGAGUGGCCAGGCUUGUUGACAGUUACUUAACAGAGAUAGCUCGGGAUAGGAAUCUUUGUCUAACAAAGUUCCAGGUUCUGGCCGAGGCUCUUCCUGAAUCUGCAAGAACUUGCGAUGAUGGACUUUACAGAGCAAUUGACUCGUAUCUCAAGGCACACCCUACUCUGUCAGAACACGAAAGAAAGAGACUAUGCCGAGUGAUGGACUGUCAAAAGCUCUCAAUUGAUGCUUGCAUGCAUGCAGCUCAAAAUGAGCGGCUUCCCUUACGAGUAGUGGUGCAAGUCCUGUUCUCUGAGCAGGUUAAGAUAAGCAACGCGAUAGCCAACAACACCUUAAAAGAUACUACAGAAGCAGGAGAUCAAUCCCAAUUUCAGCCCAUGGUCUCAACCCGAAAGACCCUUCUUGAGGGGACACCACAGUCAUUCCAAGAAGGAUGGGCAACCGCGAAGAAGGACAUUAAUACCCUCAAGUUUGAGCUGGAGACUAUGAAGACUAAAUAUGGUGCGCUCCAGAACGAAAUGGAUAGUUUACAAAGGCAGUUCGAUAAGAUGGUGCCGAAACCAAAGCAGCAUUCUUCAUCAGCAUGGACUAGUGGGUGGAAAAAGCUAAGUAGAUUGGCCAAGAUGAAUAAUAUGGAUACUCAUGAUGAUAGUUCUGAUCAACCAGUUGCAGACCAAACAAGAAAGACUCCUAGAAGGUGGAGGAAUUCUAUUUCUUGAGCUUUGUGACAAGUUUUUACAUUUAGCUUCCCCAUCCCCCUACCUUGUUCAUUCUGUUUAGUUUUCUUCUACAUUUUUUCUACCAUAUAGAUUAAAGAGGAAAGAAUUGGUUGUCUUGUUGGUUUUGUGUGUGUUUCUGUGUUUAGGGUAAGUGAAUUUGACUGUAAAAUUUGUCAUUGGUACAAUUUUUAUGUCUAUUUUUCAGUAUGCAAAAAUA
Molecule: messenger RNA, 2695 nt
Organism: Beta vulgaris subsp. vulgaris (sugar beet)
Lineage: Eukaryota; Viridiplantae; Streptophyta; Magnoliopsida; Caryophyllales; Amaranthaceae
Product: root phototropism protein 3
Exons: 4
Coding region: 391-2478 (695 amino acids)
Molecular function (GO): protein binding
Source: RefSeq, a predicted model, not a curated record